AUGGCGAAUUUGGCGAUAUCCGAAGAGCCGGGACCAGCGGAAGUGGUUCAUGUCAAAUGCUCUGAACGGAUAGGAAAGGAGAAUCUACCAGGAUGCAUCCGGAAAGGUCUCGCUCGGCAUUAUGGACAGAGUUGCGUUUCCCUGGCUGGCAUCUUUUUGCUACUUCGAGGAGAAGCAGAUGUACACAUCGUUCCCGACUACCCGUCCGGUUCCUUCAAAACGAUGGAUGAGGUAGAGAGCUGGUUCAAUAUGUUCAAAGUGAAGGCACCGCUGGUUUGCGCCACAGUCUUUCAUUCAUAUGAUCCUGGAAACAACCUUCGGAUGGAACACACUCAUUGUUAUUCUGACCACAACGACGGGGGCCACUACCACACUGAUACCACCCCUGAGACGGUCGAAUCUGAAGGCGGCGCUUACACGGCCGGCGACGAAAAUCUACGAUCGAUCAGAAUCUAG
Molecule: messenger RNA, 456 nt
Organism: Ostertagia ostertagi
Lineage: Eukaryota; Metazoa; Nematoda; Chromadorea; Rhabditida; Trichostrongylidae
Source: the annotation of a GenBank genome assembly